CUCCCUCAAAGGGCUCUGGGAACUACACUUCUUGUUGAGCGAACGGCUCCGGCAGGCCGCGCGUUACGGGGGCGUCACACUGCCCGCACCUGGGUCCAGAGCUGCAGAGUGUUUGAGGGGCAGGUCGGAGGGGGGUGCCUUUUCCUUCACUCUGCGCUCAGGUGGUGCGGAUCCGUGUUAUCUCGCCCCUCUGCCGUGCGCUCCUGGCCCGGCUCCCGGUGUCCGCUUUUCCUGGGCCCCUCAAGGAGUUGGGGCCUGGAGGUUCGGAGGUAACGGCCGCUGCCUGGCGCGGGAGCGAGGGGCGCUCCCCUCUUCAGCCCAGCCAACCCCGCACCUGGCCCUUGCCUCCAUGGGCCCAACUCAGAAACCCAACGUGUGCCGCCAGCUGAGUCGCCGGGCGCUGGGCUUCUUCUCGCGGGACGCAGGCGUGGUGCAGAGGACGAACCUGGGCAUCCUGAGGGUGCUGGUGUGCCAGGAAAGUACUAAAUUUAAGAAUGUGUGGACAACUCAUUCCAAGUCACCUAUAGCCUAUGAGAGAGGAAGAAUAUAUUUUGACAAUUAUCGGUGCUGUGUCAGCAGUGUUGCCUCAGAGCCAAGAAAACUUUAUGAAAUGCCAAAGUGUUCCAAAUCAGAAAAAAUAGAGGAUGCAUUAUUAUGGGAAUGCCCGGUGGGGGAAAUACUUCCCAAUUCAUCAGAUUAUAAAUCUUCACUCAUAGCACUGACUGCUCAUAAUUGGCUAUUUCGCAUAUCAGCAACUACUGGGAAAGUACUUGAGAAAAUAUAUCUUGCUUCAUAUUGCAAAUUCAGAUACCUGAGCUGGGACACUCCUCAAGAAGUCAUUGCAGUUAAGUCAGCUCAAAACAAGGGCUCAGUAUUGGCCCGGCAGGCGGGCAUUCAACAGCCUGUUUUGCUGUACCUUGCAGUGUUCCAUGUUUUACCUUUUUCACUCAUAGGGAUUCUGGAGAUCAACAAGAAGAUUUUCGGGAAUGUUACAGAUGCUACCUUGUCUCAUGGAAUACUGAUUGUGAUGUACAGCUCAGGACUGGUCAGACUCUAUAGCUUCCAAGCCAUCACUGAACAGUUCAUGCAACAGAAACUUGACUUAGGGUGUGCAUGCAGAUGGGGUGGGACUGCUGGAACUGUAGGAGAGGCUCCUUUUGGCAUUCCUUGUAAUAUUAAAAUCACAGACACACCACCACUGCUCUUUGAGGUGUCCUCCCUGGAGAAUGCUUUUCAAAUUGGAGGCCAUCCUUGGCACUACAUCAUCACACCUAAUAAGAAGAAACAGAAAGGGGUUUUCCAUAUUUGUGCCCUGAAAGACAACUCCUUGGCAAAAAAUGGGAUCCAAGAAAUGGAAUGUUGUUCUCUAGAAUCUGACUGGAUCUAUUUUCAUCCUGAUGCUUCUGGUAGAAUAAUACAUGUCGGCCCAAAUCAGGUCAAAGUUCUAAAGCUAAAUGAAGUAGAAAAUAAUAGUGCCCAGCAUCAGAUCUCUGAAGAUUUUGUCAUUUUGGCCAACAGGGAGAAGAACAAAAAUGAAAACUUACCCACUGUUACAGCUUCUGGACGGGUGGUGAAAAAAAAUUUUAACCUUUUGGAUGAUGACCCAGAACAAGAGACUUUUAAAAUUGUGGACUAUGAAGAUGAGCUGGAUUUGCUUUCCGUGGUAGCUGUUACCCAAAUAGAUGCUGAAGGAAAAGCUCACCUGGAUUUCCACUGUAAUGAAUAUGGAACUUUACUUAAAAGCAUUCCACUAGUGGAGUCAUGGGAUGUGACAUACAGCCAUGAAGUCUACUUUGACAGAGACUUGGUACUACACAUAGAACAGAAACCAAGCAGAGUCUUCAGCUGCUAUGUUUACCAGAUGGUAUGUGACCCUGGUGAAGAAGAAACAACAAACAGAAGUUGUGAAAAAGAGUGAGAUAAUUUUAAAUUUUGAGAUAUAACUUAUGAGAACUUUAGCCACAUAACCCCCAGCAGCUAUGUUCAAUCCUCCUUUUUGUUAUCUGCGUAGCAAGUUCUCUAGUAUUUUCUAGAAAAGGUCUUGUGUUGUCUUCAGAUGACUGUGACUUCUUUUUUAAAUUCUUGCCAUUCAAGGGGGUGGUAAGGAGCAUUUUAGAGCUUUUCACUGGUGGUGGCGCAAAUAUUAAGUGUUGGGGAGCACAAAAUACAAGUUAAUUUCAGUUGUUGGGAGAGGGUUAUUGAUGGAGAAGUAUUUAACAUGGUUCUUAAAGGAUGAUAUGGAAUUUUGAUAGGUAAGACUAGACAGGAGAGACAGACAGAUGUAGAAGAUACAGAAAGAAAUCCUCUAACCUCUACACCAAACUUUGCCUAAGGGUGAGAAAGGAGAUCUGUAAUGUGAAAGAAUACUUUUGAGCCAUAAAUAUGUCAUCACAUUU
Messenger RNA from Mustela erminea (ermine), 2396 nucleotides. RefSeq names its product DDB1 and CUL4 associated factor 17 (gene DCAF17). The coding region runs from base 350 to 1918 and encodes 522 amino acids. The record is from RefSeq and is a predicted model, not a curated record. Lineage: Eukaryota; Metazoa; Chordata; Mammalia; Carnivora; Mustelidae. The transcript has 14 exons. Gene Ontology annotation, biological process: protein ubiquitination. Gene Ontology annotation, cellular component: Cul4-RING E3 ubiquitin ligase complex.